AUGGACACGGCACUUUACACAGCAAAAGCCAAAGUUGCACCAAUCAAGAAGGAGCAAACCAUUCCAAGGCUAGCACUGCUGUCUAUAUUUAUCGGACAAUUCGUUGCGAAAACUACUUUGUCCAAGCAGCACAAGACAGUAUCACCAAUUGUCACCACCUUGGCUCAAAAGAUCGGAUUUGCUGCAGAAAGAAUAGGAACAUCAGCAAAGCUGAAUUUCUUCCAUGUUCUGACAAAAGAGAACUCAGCCGACUAUGCCACGAAGGAGAUUGACAAGCACGACUUCUAUGGAUGCAAAUGGUGGAAAGGAUCAAAUUGGCUCAACUAUCCCCAAGAACAU
Molecule: messenger RNA, 339 nt
Organism: Cylicostephanus goldi
Lineage: Eukaryota; Metazoa; Nematoda; Chromadorea; Rhabditida; Strongylidae
Source: the annotation of a GenBank genome assembly